AUGGCGAGUGUGCAUGAGAGUCUGUAUUUCAAUCCGAUGAUGACAAACGGAGUGGUGCACGCUAAUGUGUUUGGGAUCAAAGACUGGGUAACUCCGUAUAAAAUCUCAGUCCUGGCGCUUCUUUAUGAGAUGACAGCCAAAGUCAGUCUGCCCAAGAGGAGGCGACUGAACGAGCUCAUCUUACCGCUGCUGCAGGGUCCCGACUUGUCUUUUGGACAGUUAGUGCGGACAGUGGAGGAGUACUGCCCACAGACUGCAUCUUCUGUUGUGCUCAGGCUUCAUGAUAUGGCUGAUGGAGAGUUGAGGGACAUGGAGCAGUUUUUUUCUACUCUUCCAUUCACGGCAUUUGACACUGAGGCCUAUAAAACUAGUGUUGUCGGACUUUUCAUGCGACACAUGCUCCUGGCCUACAACAAGCUGUCAUUCAGUCAGGUGUACAAGUUGUACAAGUCUCUGCAGCAGUACUACCACAGUCACUAUGCCAAACCUCUUUCUACUUUGAACUUCGAUGGAUCAGACAUGGACCUGACGAGCACAGAGGACACUGUAGGAGACCGAAUGGACAAAGAUGAGCUGGACACCCCUCUGCACGAGUCAGAACUCAGAAGUGACAAUGCUCCAAGUAAAGGUCCUCUGUCACAAAAACAAGCGGAGUACUUCCUGGCAAGACAAGCGUACCUUCUGAAGAACGAUGAGAACAAAGCUCUGAAACCUGCUGCCCUCCAAGAGGAACUCAACAACAUGCUCAAGUUUAACCCAGACUUUGCUGAAGCACAUUACCUGAACUACCUGAACAGUAUGAGGGUGCAGGACAUAUUUCUUUCUGCUCACAGCCUCUUGCACUAUUUUGAUCGACUAAUUUUGUCCGGAAAUGAGGGGAAAAGCAACGGUGAUGAGGGCUAUGGCCGAAGCCUACGUUACGCUGCCCUGAACCUGGCAAGCCUGCACUGCCGCUUCGGACACUAUCAGCAGGCUGAUCUAGCUCUUCAAGAGGCAAUCCGUAUUGCUCAGGAGUCCAACGAUCACGUGUGCUUGCAACACUGCUUGAGUUGGCUGUAUACUCUGGAGCAGAUGAAGGGAUCUGACAGCACAGUGUUGACAGAGGAUUCAGUCAAAAUGGCUGCCCAUUUCUGCCUGAGAUACUUGGCAUCCCUGGGCAUUCAGUCUUUGGUCCAGCAGGGGGCAACACAGGGUAAGACGGCGCACAAACUGAUGGAUGCACUGAAGGACACAGACAUCCUGCACUGGAAGCACAGUCUCUCUGAGCUCAUCGAGAUCAGCUUGGCUCAGACCACUUCCAUCUGGAGGAUGUACGGCAAGAGCACCAUGUCAGCACAGCAGGCACAGCUCCUCCUCAACAUGAGCAGUCUGGAGCCGGUCAACUUUGGGGUCCAUCAAAACAAUACGGAGGCCUUCGCAGUGGCUCUGUGCCACCUGGCCGAGCUGCAUGCUGAGCAGGGCUUGUACAGUGCUGUUUCAGAGAUUCAUCAGCAUCUAAAGACACAGUUUCCUCCACACACGCAGCAUGCCAAGUUGUGGAUGUUAUGUGAUCUAAAAAUCCAAUUUGAUAGACAUAUGAAUGAAGGAAAAUACCAUUUGGCAGAGCCGCUUAUUGUUGCCAUGUCGGCUUUAGAUAAAACACAAGGUCUAUACAGGAAAGCUCUCGUUCUGAAGGCACUUAAUCAAUCAACUGAGGCGUACAAAGUCCUGCAAAGGCUGCAAGUUCACUGUGACAAGACCAAGUGCACAGAGCUCACCAUCAGAGUGAUGCUGUCCACUGCUGAGCUCCACUGGGAGUCGUCUGGCUUCUCCACAGCGCUCCCUCUCCUCCUGCAGGCCCUGGCUCUGGCUCGACAGCACCACUUACAGUCUCUCGCCUCAGAGACAAUCCUUCAUUUGGCCUUCACUCAGAUGCUGUCUUUGCAGCUGAUGUUGGGGGUUCCUGAGCAGGCCCUAAACUUUCUUCAUGAAGCCAUUGAGCCGGUUUUAGCUCAUGGAUCAGUGAUGGACAAAGGCCGUGCCCUCCUGCUCACAGCUCGCUGUCAGAUGGCUGUGGCUGGGUUUAAGCCAAACAGACAAGGGCACACAGAUUUAAAAAUGCUGACAUUGGCAGUAGAUACACUCAAUGACGCCACCACUUAUUUCUCCAAGUUAAACUGCACAGAACGGCUACGGGAGAUUCACCACCUCCAGGCUCAGCUCUAUCACGCUUUGGGACAAAAGAGUCAGUGUAACAAAAGUGCCAUGCUUUUCCGCCUCCUGGACCAAGAGUUACAAACCCCGGCUCUGCCUGUUUCCAUGAGGCUCUAA
Molecule: messenger RNA, 2310 nt
Organism: Knipowitschia caucasica
Lineage: Eukaryota; Metazoa; Chordata; Actinopteri; Gobiiformes; Gobiidae
Source: the annotation of a GenBank genome assembly